Sipha flava (yellow sugarcane aphid) is the source of this 795-nucleotide messenger RNA. Its product is annotated as general transcription factor II-I repeat domain-containing protein 2-like. Bases 1 to 795 code for a protein of 264 amino acids. The record is from RefSeq and is a predicted model, not a curated record. Lineage: Eukaryota; Metazoa; Arthropoda; Insecta; Hemiptera; Aphididae. The transcript is spliced from 4 exons.
AUGUUCACUGAAAUACCACAAGAAAAUGAAGCUACAGUAAAGGUUAGUUAUGUGUUGUCAGAGUUAAUUGCCAAACAUUCGAAACCAUUCACCGAAGCAUACAGUUUGAGUGAUCAGAUAAAAAUCAAAAUAUCUAGUUUCGAGUAUUUUUCAAUCGCAUGUGAUGAAAAGGUACCGAUAACAGCUCAGUUAGCUAUGUUCUUUUGUGCUUCCCUUAUGGAAAUAAAUUUUUUUGAAGAGUUAUUUGUUUCUGUUCAUGAACUCUUAAAAAAAUAUGAAUUACCUCUGGUAAAGUUAUCGUCUGUGACUACAGAUGGAGCUCCUUCUAUGAUGGGAAAAAAUAAAGGUUUCAUUGAAAGGUUACGAAAAAAAAUUAUUUCUCGUGAUUUAAACCAAAGACAAUUUUCAAGUUUUUUAAACGAUUUAGAAAGCGAGUAUUCAGGUUUACCGUACUUAACAGAAGUGCGAUGGUUAUCACGCUCCACCAUAUUAGAACGAUUCUGGAAGAUAAAAGAUGCAAUACAAAUAUUUUUAGUGUCUAAAGAACAAGACGUUAGCACUUUGUCGGAUCCAAUGCACUUAUCAAAUUUAAAUUUAAAACUACAAGGGAAAGAUCAAAUUAUAAGAGCUAUUAACGACCAUAUUAAUGCUUUCAAAUUUUUAAAAGUGGCUUCAUUCAAUAAUAUUUCUCCCAAAAUUGAGAAGUUGGUGAAGGAAAAGAGAUACCAAACAUCGCCCAAAAGAAUUAUUAAUAUGUUUCACAUGCCUGAUCUACACGCUCCAAAAGCUGGAUAA